AUGGCCCCUCGCGUUUCCUCCAAGACCUACAAGGUCCCCCGUCGCCCCUUCGAGUCGGCCCGUCUUGAUGCUGAACUCAAGACCGUCGGCGAGUUCGGUCUGCGCAACAAGCGCGAGGUGUGGCGUGUCCAGCUCACCCUCUCCAAGAUCCGUCGUGCUGCUCGUGAGCUCCUUACUCUCGACGAGAAGGACCCCAAGCGUCUCUUCGAAGGCAAUGCCCUCAUUCGCCGUCUUGUCCGCAUCGGUGUGCUCGAUGAGGGCCGCAUGAAGCUCGAUUACGUCCUUGCCCUCAAGGCUGACGAUUUCCUCGAGCGCCGUCUCCAGACCUGCGUCUACAAGCUUGGUCUCGCCAAGUCCAUCCACCACGCCCGUGUCCUGAUCAAGCAGCGUCACAUCCGCGUCGGCAAGCAGAUCGUCAACGUCCCCUCGUUCAUGGUCCGCCUCGACUCCCAGAAGCACAUCGACUUCUCUCUCACCUCUCCCUUCGGUGGUGGCCGUCCCGGCCGCGUUCGCCGCAAGAAGGCUGCUGCCGCCGCCGGUGGUGAGGACGCCGAGGAGGAGGAGGAGGAAUAA
This is a messenger RNA of Penicillium mononematosum, 573 nucleotides long. Its product is annotated as 40S ribosomal protein uS4. The record is from RefSeq and is a predicted model, not a curated record. The coding region runs from base 1 to 573 and encodes 190 amino acids. The transcript has 5 exons. Gene Ontology annotation, biological process: translation; positive regulation of translational fidelity. Gene Ontology annotation, molecular function: structural constituent of ribosome; rRNA binding. Gene Ontology annotation, cellular component: cytosolic small ribosomal subunit. Lineage: Eukaryota; Fungi; Ascomycota; Eurotiomycetes; Eurotiales; Aspergillaceae.